Molecule: messenger RNA, 2139 nt
Organism: Ambispora gerdemannii
Lineage: Eukaryota; Fungi; Glomeromycota; Glomeromycetes; Archaeosporales; Ambisporaceae
Source: the annotation of a GenBank genome assembly
AUGUCGCAUGGCAGAAAAGCAUCAAUAACUACGAAUAAUAAUUCUCAACCGCCUCCUACGCGUAUCUUACGUUCGUCAAGAAAAAGAAAAAAUGAAGAAGCGCAAGAACCACCAGUGUUAGUUAACACAACAACUAGAGACAAAGUUGCAGCUAACGAGGCGACGACAUCUCAGGAAGUGGCCAACGUAAACGGUAAUAAAACCAAAGCAACGGCGACUAAUAAACCUAAGGCGCAAAGAGGUGGUCGAAAUAAGAAACGUAAAGUUGAAGAUACAGAUGAAUCAUUCAAUAACGAGCUACAAAAAGAGGAGGAAAAUAAUGAUUUACAAGCUAAUGUUCAAGAAGUACAAGAAGCAGUAAAUCAUACUGAUUUAAGAGAAAAUAAUACAAAAGGAAAAGGAAAAAGUCAUGAAGGGAGCACAAUAGACUUAGAAAUUACUAUACAAAAGAAAGAAGAUAACACUUCUCAAGAACUUCCAAAAUCAAAAGAACAUAGAGGCAGGGACAACAAGGCUCCACAAGAGGAGGAUAGCUCGGAACAACCGAACAUCACACAAAUCAAUGAAAAUAAUGUUACUUCUCUUCCUCAAGAUACACCGAAUCAACAAGAAGAUAAUAACAUAGACGCUGAAAAACCAAAUGGAAAAGGUCGUAGAGGCCAAAAGAAGAGGACAAGAAAUGACGACGAAACCAACAUCGAACAAAAUGAGCGUAUUCCAACCAAUGACGACGACAUUAUUAUUACUAGUUCACAUAAUACUCGCAAUGCAGCAAAAAAACGCAAGAAGAAUAAUACUGACAACGGCGUAAAAUUGGAAAAUCCUGCUCUCUUAGAAGAACCACGUACUGAUUCGAUGGAAAUUAAAGAGACUGUUGCUGCUUAUUUAACCACAAAUCCAAAAUCCGAGCUCACAGGAAUCGACAUGAAGUUUUUUAUGAAAACGAUUUUCUGUGAGAAAAGGUAUAAAAAAUUUACCAAAGAACAAAAAGCACGAUUGAUCGGUUUGGUACCUUCCGUUGAUAAAGUGCCGAUUAUUAAAAAUAAUUCAGAGAAAGGCAAAGAAAAAAUGGAAAUAGACGAACCAAUAGAAAUUGAUGAACAGCUUGAACUUGAAUAUUUGAUGAAAUAUUCGGAUCAAGCGGAAAUUCCAAAUGCAUCCUCAUCAUUUGAUAUUACAUCUUUUGCUUCAUCAUCCAAGGAUAUCGUGACAGUUGAUAGUGCUAGUUUACCAGCCGAAAGUGCAGCUGAUACUGAUGCUUCAGAUAUCGUGAAAGUUGUUGAUCUAACAGCCGAAAAUGCGGAGAUUGUAACAAUUGAUGGUGCAGAUUUUCCAGCUGAAAGUGCAAAUUCAGUAUCUUUUAAAAUCGAAGAUCACGGAAAAGGACUUCCCGCUGUUGCCGCAGAAUCUACAACAAUUAAUAACAAUAAGCGUCCAAAGGAAAAGAUUCGCCAAUAUUUUUUCAACGAUAUGCAAUUUUACGGAUGUGUGAAGGCGUUCAAGGAAAAAUUGAGUUGGAAUCAUUUUGAUCCUAAAUGGAUCAAGAGAAAUCAGGCGAAUCAAAAACGUCUCAAAAAUAUCAUGGAUGAAGAUUGGAAGUGGGGUCAUAAUCUUGUGUCAAAAUCGCCACUACUAGCUGGUGAUUCUGCUUCUCUUAGUCUCCAAGAUCUUUGUAAAGCUGCCAUUAUACGAGCUGGUGACGAAUUGCAUUAUAAACGCACGUUUAAUAAAGCCAAUGCAGUGGUUGAAGGCGUGGUAAAGGUAAUAGACAUUAAGCCUGAUGGUACAAUGUAUGUCGUCAAUCAAUCAAAAACUCCUCAACAAUCACCAGCAAAACAACCAGCGAAACGCGGAAGUAAACCCAAAGAUACUACCACUGUUCAAACGCCAGUCAUUGCCAGUUCAUCCUCUACCUUUACCACAAACAACACUACAAUUGAAACACCACUAUCCAUCACUACAAUUUCUUCUCUUGAAACCAAAGUUCUUGAUGAUGAUGCUCGCGUCAGCAAACAGCAACGACCAAAUGGAAACGCUUACAAAAGUUUUCGACUUGUUCGAGCUGGACGUAACCUUGGCACUAUUUUCGCUUUACGCUCUGAAUAUUACGAAAAAACACACAGAUUAAUUAUAUAUUGA